Molecule: messenger RNA, 1266 nt
Organism: Procambarus clarkii (red swamp crayfish)
Lineage: Eukaryota; Metazoa; Arthropoda; Malacostraca; Decapoda; Cambaridae
Product: neuferricin
Cellular component (GO): endomembrane system; membrane
Source: RefSeq, a predicted model, not a curated record
ACAGCACCACCUGUUGACUGCAGCAGGAAGCCAAGCAGCUGACAGUGCCAGGUAGCCCAUUUCUCCUCGCCCGGGCUCACACCUCUCAUGUACACUAAACUCAAAGUUGUGAGAGACGUCAAGAAGCGUCGCGCGGAGAAGGAACGAGGAUGAAUGGCUUCAUCAAAUUACUGUUGGCGACUGCAGUAGGUGUGGCUGUGGUGGGUGUGGCUAUCCACGAGGUGUGGCCGGGGUCCCUGGCGAGUGUGGUUAUGAAGAGUGAAGGUGUGAGAGCUGCGGUGAUGGCCCUGCAUAACUUGCUGCUGGUGCCUGGCACCCAGCAGGAGCAGGAGCAGGAACAGCCUCCUCCAGGGGUCAAGAAGGAGAGGAUCUUCACCGUGGAGGAGCUGGCCAGAUACGACGGCCGGGAGGGCAACAAGGGGCCCUACUUGGCUCUCCUCGGCCGGGUUUACAACGUCAAGAAGGGCAAAAAGUUCUAUGGCACGGGCGGUGGUUAUGAAUUUUUUUCUGGCCGUGAUGGAAGCAGAGCAUUUGUUACUGGAGAUUUUACUGAAGAAGGGCUAAUUGAUGAUAUAUCAGGGCUGACAAGUUCUGAUUAUAUUGGGCUUGACGAAUGGACGAAGUUCUACGAAAGUGACUACAAAUAUGUAGGGAAAGUAAUUGGUAGAUUUUACAAUGAAAAAGGUGAGCCAACUUCAUAUUAUUAUGAUGUACAACGAUGGAUUUCUCAAGCAUACAAUGAUAAAGAAAAUGAGAAUAAAGAAAAAAAGAUGUUCCCUCCAUGUAAUUCAGAGUGGGCUCCUGAAUCUGGAACAAGAGUUUGGUGUACAACAAGGAGUGGUGGUGUGGGACGCGAUUGGGUCGGGGUACCACGAAAAUUAUACAACCCAGGUCAUAGUAAACCCCGGUGUGCAUGUGUUAAAGACUUUGGACCACCUUCACAUGAUCCAACAAGGAUGCCACAUGACGACAAUGGGGAUUUAGACCACCCUAACUUGGAGGAAUAUCCUGGUUGUAUAUCAGACCAACCCACCUGCACAUUUAAGGAGGAUUAGAUGUACAGUAUAUUUGCAUAUAUAAAAAAUGUAUGAAACAGCUCAAUGGUAAGAAAGUUUUUAAACAGCAAGGUAGUCUUAUAUUUUUAAAACACUAUCCUGCAUAGCUAGCUAUAAUUGAACCUUUGCAAUCAAAUACAUGCUCAGCUGUGACUUGCACACAUGCCUGUAAUGUGCAUCUAUAUUUUAAAAUUUAAUUACUGUACUUUUA